Molecule: messenger RNA, 533 nt
Organism: Dipodomys ordii (Ord's kangaroo rat)
Lineage: Eukaryota; Metazoa; Chordata; Mammalia; Rodentia; Heteromyidae
Product: forkhead box protein I2-like
Exons: 1
Biological process (GO): anatomical structure morphogenesis; regulation of transcription by RNA polymerase II; cell differentiation
Molecular function (GO): DNA-binding transcription factor activity, RNA polymerase II-specific; RNA polymerase II cis-regulatory region sequence-specific DNA binding
Source: RefSeq, a predicted model, not a curated record
GGCCGGCGAGUACGGGCCCACCCCCCCCAACCCCUACCUGUGGCUCAACGGCCCGGCCGGGGCGCCGCCCGCCUACCUGCCCGGCCCGGGCGCCGGCCCCCUCCUGCCUCCGGCCUACGGCGCCCAGAGGCCGCUGCUGCCCGGCGUGGCCGGGCUGGGCGGCGGGGAGCGGGGCUGGCUGCCUCUGCCCUCGCCGGAGGAGCUGAUGAAGCUGGUACGGCCCCCGUACUCGUACUCGGCGCUCAUCGCCAUGGCCAUCCACGGCGCCCCCGACCGGCGCCUCACGCUCAGCCAGAUCUACCAGUACGUGGCCGACAACUUCCCCUUCUACAACCGCAGCAAGGCUGGCUGGCAGAACUCCAUCCGCCACAACCUCUCGCUCAACGACUGCUUCAAGAAGGUGCCGCGCGAUGAGGACGACCCGGGUGAGCGGCGGGAGGGGCGGGGGCACGCCGCACCCCGACGCCAUUCUAGAACGUUCCGGCUACGCCGCCUGGCCCUGAGGCCAUGGUGGAGACUGGGCCCGGGAGCGG